AUGGCUGGUUUCUACCGUUCCAAGUACAAGCCCACCGUCCCUGCCGCCGCAUCUGUCCCCAGAGACUCCGAAUACCACUACAUGCUGUCCACUCAAUUCGAGUCUUGCGAUGCUCGUAGAGCCUUCCCCUGCUUCGACGAGCCCAACCUCAAGGCAACUUUUGACUUCGAGAUUGAAAUCCCAGAGGACCAGACCGCUCUUUCCAACAUGCCUGAGAAGGAAGUCAAGAAGGGCAACAAGUCCGGUACAAAGAUUGUUUCUUUCGACCGCACCCCUGUCAUGAGCACCUACCUCCUAGCCUGGGCUUUUGGUGAUUUCGAGUACAUCGAAGACUUCACCAGACGCAAGUACAAUGGCAAGAACCUGCCCGUCAGAGUCUACACUACCAGAGGCUUGAAAGACCAGGGUAAGUUGGCUUUAGAGAGUGCUCACCAGGUCGUCGACUACUUCUCCGAGAUCUUCCGUAUCGAGUAUCCUCUUCCCAAGGUCGACCUUCUGGCCGUUCAUGAGUUUGUAUGUUAUCUGAUCCUUGUAUAA
Aureobasidium vineae is the source of this 537-nucleotide messenger RNA. NCBI's taxonomy places the organism in Eukaryota, Fungi, Ascomycota, Dothideomycetes, Dothideales, Saccotheciaceae. The record is from the annotation of a GenBank genome assembly.